Molecule: messenger RNA, 492 nt
Organism: Rosa chinensis
Lineage: Eukaryota; Viridiplantae; Streptophyta; Magnoliopsida; Rosales; Rosaceae
Exons: 2
Coding region: 1-492 (163 amino acids)
Source: RefSeq, a predicted model, not a curated record
AUGACUUCUAUGCAUGGAAAUCUUCACUGCCCCGUCUGCCGAGCAAAGUGGGAUAAGAAUAAUGUACCUUUCCAAGUUCUCCCUCAACAGCAAAACAACUCGGGUGGUAUCCCUCCUCACUUCUCAUUUCCAUCGCAGCAGCUACCGAUUUGGCCUUACCAAUCCAUGGAGGAACUUGAAUACCCUCCUGAGCCACCUACCUUCUCUGAUGAUGAACCUCUCCCAUCCUUCACCUCACCUGUUCAAUCCUCUUCCCACCAGAAUAUAACACUUAAGACUCAUACAGAGUCCUCUGCUAUCUCUGCUGCAGAAUCAAGCCCAAUUUUUUCUGUCCUAGUCAGAAUCGGUGCACCACCCCUUCAGGAUUCUGAGGGCCAUGGUCGUACACCCAUUGACCUUGUGACAGUUCUGGAUGUCAGUGGAAGGCACAAAGCUUUCCAUUCUCAAGCAAGCUGUCAUGUUUGUCGUAGGAAACUUGGGGCCUUCAUAUAG